This is a messenger RNA of Papaver somniferum (opium poppy), 1332 nucleotides long. RefSeq lists its product as uncharacterized. The transcript is spliced from 5 exons. Gene Ontology annotation, cellular component: endoplasmic reticulum; endoplasmic reticulum membrane. The coding region runs from base 57 to 1115 and encodes 352 amino acids. Lineage: Eukaryota; Viridiplantae; Streptophyta; Magnoliopsida; Ranunculales; Papaveraceae. Gene Ontology annotation, biological process: post-translational protein targeting to membrane, translocation. The record is from RefSeq and is a predicted model, not a curated record.
GUCUAUAGAGAGAGAAGAGAGGAGGAAUAGAAAAAGCGGAAGAGAAAGAAAAAGAGAUGACGAAAUCUGGAGCAGAAAAAAAAAGGGUUCGAAGAUCAGCUGCCCUUCAAAAUGGUGGUAGUCGAGAUCCUAACAAUGAUACACCACCUAGGAAGCAAGUUAAAGAGAAGGAUUUGUUUCAACUAUUUUCCGAGAAAGUAAGGGAUCAUAAGGAAUUAGAGUCUAGAUGGGGUGUUUUACAAGAAACAAGGGUGGAGUAUUUUAGAGGAAAGGAUUUUGUUAGCUUUUUGGGUAAACAUCCGGAGGUUAAGGAAGUACUAGAAUCAGAUAAAAGUUUAGGUCCUGAAGAUAUUGCAAAUGUUUUAUUAGGAAGGAGCCUUUUAGUCCGAUGUGAUCGGGUGGUAAAAACUGUUCGACCUGGGAAGAAAAAGCUGUCUACUUGGCCAGCACACUUGGAGAUCCAUCCUGAUCAGCACUUUUCUGAUAAUGAUGCCUUUUUUGCUUGGACCUUUGUUAAACGGCGUCCGUUGUGGCAGACAAUUCUCUCGUUUGUUUGGCCCGUAGUGACUCUAGCAAUUUGCUUGUUUCCUGUAUUUCCUCAUCAGUGCAAGCUGCUUGUAUUGUAUACCUGUGCUGGGCUUCUUUUACUUAUAUUUAGUGUUCUUUCAGUGAGAGGUCUCAUCUUUGGAACUGUAUGGAUCUUGCUGGGAAGGCGUCUUUGGAUUUUUCCAAAUAUACUUGCGGAGGAGACUACACUGUCAGAGUUGUUCCAGUUCUGGCCCAAGAAAGAUGAGGAAGAGCGGCCCAAAUGGACAUCAAGGCUCUUUUAUGCAGCCGUGGCUGCCGUGUUCAUCUUGGUGCUUAGGCACCAUGCCCCCGAUGAAGCUGCUAGAGCCAGGUACCAGAGGAGGGUCUCAAAUAUUAUUGACGAUGUCCUCGAAUGGUCUCCAAAAUUGGCUUUGUCUGGUUUCAUGGAUCAGGAAAGUGUGGUUAAUGCAACAGAAACUCACUCACCUGCCACAGAAGAACACGUAGCUCAACCCAAAGAAGAACACGAGGUUGAAGAACCUUUGGUUUAUGAAGAGGAAUCUGGUGACAGUCAUCAUAAGCAGUAAUCAGCAAUAUAUAUGAGAAUUAAAUGAUAUAUUAUUAAAACACACAAUGUUACAGUGUCUUUUUCCUUUUUCCUUCAUAUUUUCCUUUUUAUUUCUUUCUUCUUCUUCCUUUUUUACUUAUCAGGUAUAGAAUUGUGUAAUUGAGCUUAAAGUUGAUUGGAGCUCAAAUAUUCAUUCGCUCCGUCUUAAUAAAGCAAUCCAAUCUGUAGUCCCUUUA